Molecule: messenger RNA, 1037 nt
Organism: Closterium sp. Naga37s-1
Lineage: Eukaryota; Viridiplantae; Streptophyta; Zygnematophyceae; Desmidiales; Closteriaceae
Source: the annotation of a GenBank genome assembly
GCGUGCUGCUCUCGUCGUCACUUCCCGGAGCAGAGGCGAUAAGCGAGGCGGCGAAGCAGCGCGCCGCGAAAGCGGGCCUCGCGUUCGUCAAGGCCGUCCUCACCAUGCUCUUCCCGCCGCCCACGCCUGCCGCCAAGUAUUACAGCGCGGACUUUUCGGAUUUGAACGUGGCAGGGACGUUCAGCAUCGCUGUCCCCUCCAAGUCCGCGACCAAGCUGUCGCAGUUCCGCCUGACCGCUGCAGGCUCGCCCUAUCCGCCAAUGGAAGUGACUCUCAACGCGAACACUCCCGUCGUGCUGGGUGCGCUUGGGACCAACAUGCAGUGCUCCCAAGUUGCGCCGAGCGUGUGGGACUGCUUCGGCCAGACCAAAUUUACCCAAGCCAACAUCAACAACAUCGGGUUCACGGCUGGCGUGGGGGUUCGCGUUGACUCGCAUGCGCUCAGUCUGACCUACUCUGACGCGCGCAACAUGGGGCUUAUGGUCGACUCCAAUGCCAACCUCGCGAAAGCCCCUUCGACUUCGAAAAUGACGCAAGUGUUUGGUAAAACCGAUCUGCUGGCUGGGGUUGCUGCUGGAAGGUUCCAGGCAGCGAUUAACGGCGAGCUCAAAGGAGGAGCGAUGUUUGCAGUCUCCAAUAUAUCUCAACCCCACUGCCUCAUUUCGCCGCCCUCCCUUCUCCCUCCUCCUCGCAGCAACCGCAAGUGCAAGCUCGACGUGAGCAUCGUGGUCAUCUCCCCAGACGCCCCCAAGCCGGCAGCAACAAUCUCUGUCACCGACCCUGCUUCAGCCCAAACCACCGACAUUCCCCUUUCUUGCGCCUGGUCCCAGCCCCGCCCCGGCGUGUGGCUGUGCGAGUGGCUGGACAACUUCCCGAGCGUGUCGGGUGCUGCUGGCACUGCAGACGCUUCUUACAAGAUAGCUGCCAGCAUGCGUGCAGCGACCCUUCCAGGCUCGGCGGUGGACUCGGUGUUUAAGCUGACCGUGGAGUCAGAAGCAGGGGACACUGCUGACGGCAUGCUGCGCUACGCCCUGUGA